AUGACGAGCUUCUCAUCCAUGUCCCUGUACGCCUUGACGGUGAAGCAGCCCACGUCCACACAGGACGCUCUCACCGGCGACUUCAUUGGCAAUGGCAAACAGCAGAUCCUCACAGCGAGCGGCUCCAGGCUCGCGAUUCUCGAGGUCUCCCGGCGACAAAAAGGCUUCAACGAGGUCUACUCGCAGGACGUGUUCGGCAUCAUCCGCCGCAUCGCGAAAUUCCGCAUCGCAGGCGGUACCAAAGAUCACAUUGUCAUAACCACCGACUCCGGACGGCUAGUGACGUACGAGUACGUGGCCGACGAGCAGACCUUCAAGACUGUGCACUUCGAAACGUACGGCAAGUCUGGAAUACGACGUGUCGUGCCUGGCGAGUACCUGGCGGCAGAUCCGAAAGGACGCGCCAUCAUGAUUGCCUCUAUUGAGAAGAACAAGCUGGUCUACAUUCUCACCCGAAGUGGCCAGACCGACAUCGCUAUUUCCUCUCCGCUCGAAGCGCACAAGCCGCAGACGCUUGUCUACACCCUGAUCGGGCUUGAUGUUGGAUACGACAACCCCAUGUUUGCAUCUCUAGAGCUUGACUUUUCGAGCUCAGAGACUGAUCCCACAGGCGAGGCGUUCGAUGAGCUGAAGAAGGAGCUUGUGUACUAUGAGCUUGAUCUUGGCUUGAACCACAUUGUGCGAAAGUGGUCAGAGCCGGUCGACCGGACAGCCAAUGCGCUUUACCGAGUGCCAGGAGGUCCCAACGCGCCGAGUGGUGUUCUCUGCUGCGGCCUCGACAACAUCACCUACCGUCGCAUCUUCAACACCAACUCCAACGUGCACCGACUAGCCAUUCCACGUCGCGAAGGUGCAACCGAGGAUCCAAACCGCAAACGUUCCAUUGUUGCUGGUACACUCUACUCACUCAAAGGUGGUGACUUCUUCUAUCUCUUACAGACGGACGACGGCGACGUGUUCAAGCUUACCGUGGACGCGCCUUCCGGCACAGUCGAAAGGAUCAAGAUCAAGUACUUCGACACGAUCCCUGUUGCGACAAGCAUCUGCAUUCUGCGUGCCGGUUUCGUGUACGCGGCGUGUGAAUCCGGUGAUAGGAUUCUGUACGAGCUGGAGUCCUUGGGUGACGAGACUGAUGACCCGAUGUUUGAGAGCGGCCAGUUUCCUGUCGACCCCGAGGCCGUCUUUGCACCACCAUUUUUCAAGCCGAGGGCACUCACAAACUUGACUGCAGUUGAGACGAUGCCAAGUCUCAACCCCAUCAUGGGAAUGGAGAUUGCAAACCCUAUGCUCGAGGAUGCGCCACAAAUCUACACCAUCAACGGCGCGGGAGGUCGUAGCACUUUCCGCACCACGCGAAAUGCCCUGGAAGUACUUGACCUCAUCGAGUCACCACUGCCUCAAAACGCUUCUGAUGUCUGGACCACUAAGCUCACAUUGGAAGACGAAACUGAUACCCUCAUCGUCCUUUGUUUGCACAGUAGGACGCUGGUACUGAAGAUUGGUGAAGAUGUCGAAGAAGCUUCCAACACAGGCUUCAUGGCGGACACAAAUACGCUCGGUGUUCAGCAAUUCGGCGAAGACUGCAUCAUCCAGGUCCACCCUAAGGGCAUUCGUCACAUUCAGGGUAUACAAUUCCCGGAAGACGGUGCUGUCGCAACCCAUACCAGCUUAACCGACUGGCAACCCCCUGCUCACCGAACCAUUGUAGCCUGCGCAACAAACAACCGACAGGUUGCUAUUGCAUUGAGCUCAGGUCAGAUUCUGUAUUUUGAGUGCGACGCUGAUGGUUCACUUGCCAUGGCUGAAGAGGAGAUCGCGCUUGACAGCACGAUCAACUGUCUUGCUAUACCCGAUGUACCUGAGGGCAGUGUACGAGCUUUCUUCAUGGCAGUUGGCUGCAGCGACCAGACUGUCAGGAUCUUCAACUUGUCCCCAGACAUGGAAGGCAAUAUUCUACGGAGCAUCUCAGUGCAAGCCUUGACAUCCCCACCGAGCGGCCUCACCAUCAACAUGAUGUCCGACAAGUCUUCACGUGGCUACAGCCAGUUCUUGCACAUUGGUCUGCGGAGUGGAGUAUACAUUCGCUCCGUCCUCGAUGAGAUGACGGGAGAUAUUGGAGACACUCGCAGGCGCUUCCUCGGUCCAGAACCCAUCAAGUUUGCAAAGGUCACUGUCGCUGGCGAGCCUGCCAUCCUUGCGAUGACAUCCAGACCAUGGCUGGGGUACACUCACCCGCGCACUGGCGUACUACAGCUCACACCACUCAACUACAUCGCCUUCAAGUCUGCUUGGAAUUUCGAAGGUUCACAAUUCAAGGGCAUCAUCUGUGUGAGCGCCAACGAAUUACGCAUAUUCACUUUCAACGAUUUGACGGAUAACACCACGUACGAGACCAUCCAGCUUAAAUACACACCCCGCAAAAUGGUUGGCUACCACGAACAAGGUGUCUUUUACGUUAUCCAGAGCGAAAACAACACCUUGAGUGCGGACACCCGACAGAAGCUUAUCGCUGAAGCCGAUACUAAGCAAGAGGAUGAGGAUGAUGCGCCCAUGGAAAUCGAAGGCGCCAAUGGUGAGACGACAAAUGGCCGUGCUACGAGCGAUGAGCUACCUCCAACUGCAUUCGGCUACCCGCGAGCCCAAGGCAACUGGGCAUCAUGUAUUCAGGUCGUUGAUCCUGUGACCGAGAAGGCCGUUACACAUACAGUGGAGAUCAAUGCCAACCAGUCUCUUGUCAGCGCAGCGCUCGUCUACUUUGAAAGCCGUGGCAACGACGCCUUCUUGGCGGUCGGUACUGCAAAGGACUUGAGCUUCCAGCCCUACCAUUACUCAAGCGCUUCUAUACAAGUCUACAAAAUCUCACCAGAUGGACGCGAACUCGAAUUCUUUCAUGAGACCGAAGUCACCGAGCCACCGACUGCAUUGCUUGCCUUCAAAGGCAAGAUGGUUGCUGGUGUUGGCCGUAACCUCGCUUUGUAUGAUUGUGGUAUGCGCUCUGUCCUCCGCAAAGCUCAGGCCACGAAUUGUGUACCAACACGUAUUGUGGACCUGAAGACCCAAGGUAGUCGUUUGGUCGUCUCGGAUUCGGUCCAGUCAGUCACGUACGUAGUGCACAAGGACCAAAUUCACCCCAAUCGCAUGAUUCCAUUCAUCGACGAUACCAUUCAACGACACACCACCUGUACCGAGAUGUUGGACUAUGACACCACCGUUGGCGGUGACAAAUUCGGGAACCUUUGGUUGGUGCGAUGUCCACAGAAGGUUUCUGAGUCUUCGGACGAAUCUCCUGAUGGAUCCGACAUCCUCGUCGACAAGAGCUAUCUUGGCGGUACUGCCAACCGCCUUGAUAGUGUCGCGCACUAUUUCGCCAACGACAUUCCCAUCUCGAUCCAGAAGACUCACCUACUGUCUGGCGCUGAGCGUAUCAUAUUCUGGGCUGGUCUACAAGGCACGCUUGGUGCCUUGAUCCCCUUCAACUCGCGCAGACAGCACAAGAUGUUCCAGCAACUCGAGUUGCAGCUGCGUUCCGACGACAAGCCGAUGUCUGGACGCGACCACUUGGCUUUCCGCAGCUACUUCAACCCUGUGAAGAGUGUGAUCGACGGUGAUCUCAUCGAGCGAUUCUUGGUCUUGUCUCGAGACAAGCGCGAGAGCAUCGUUGGUCAGUUGACUGGUGCUGAGUGGACCCCGGGAAUGAUUGAUGAAGCGAUCUGGAAUAUGCGAGCACUGUAUGCUUUCUAG
Messenger RNA from Parastagonospora nodorum SN15, 3741 nucleotides. RefSeq lists its product as hypothetical. Gene Ontology annotation, molecular function: protein binding; U2 snRNA binding. NCBI's taxonomy places the organism in Eukaryota, Fungi, Ascomycota, Dothideomycetes, Pleosporales, Phaeosphaeriaceae. Bases 1 to 3741 code for a protein of 1246 amino acids. Gene Ontology annotation, biological process: mRNA splicing, via spliceosome. The transcript has 3 exons. The record is from RefSeq and is a predicted model, not a curated record. Gene Ontology annotation, cellular component: U2 snRNP; nucleus.